UUGGGGUCACUAUAAGGACGUACCUUUUUAGUCACAAAAUUGCCGUUCUACUGACGUCUGUACGGGGUCACUAUCAGGACGUACCUUCUUAAGUCAUUAAAUUGACGUGUCACUGACGUCUAAUUGGGGUUGUAAUAUAAUGGUAAUUGGGGAAUCUUUUGUAAAAACAAGAGACUUGGCAACACUGCCGUGUUGAAACAGCGAUUGCAGCGCCGCUACGCCCCGCCGCAGCGGCGUCACAACAACGUUAUUAAUUUUCGAACAACGAGUCAAAGACGUGCAGGCCUACCGCGAAAAACGAAAUUCGCAAAUUGAGGGGAUCUUUCUCUUUUACUCUCACUAAGACGUCAUUAGAGUGACAGAGAAAAAUGCCCGCAAUUGACGAACGUCGAUUUUCGCGGCUAUUGCCCUGUUUCACUAAACGUGAUUCUUAAUAUUAGCGUAGUAACUUCUUAUAGAAAUUUACAUCUAUUUGGGGUCUCUGUUAGUAGGACGUACCAUUUUAGUCACAAAAUUGACGUUCUAUUGACGUCUAUUUGGGGUUACUAUCAAGACGUAUGUAAUCGACAAAAUAACGCGUUUCGUUUCUUGAUACCAAUUUGUCAAUCUUGUAUUGUAAAAUAUUUAUAAAAUAAAAAAAACAUUUCCGUUUGUUUCGGUAACUCUAAAGUUGUUAUACAGUAUUUUUUUUAUAGAUUUUAUAAUUAAUAACACCAAAACAAGCUUAAAAUUGUUAUUUUUAGAAACAUCAGAAGUUGGAACGGAACGAAAUUCUGACAUUUUGAUUGAAGUGUCAUGUGUCAUGUAUCGUUUCCCUCCUUUUCCGUUUGCCCGGUCUGUUGUGUUGUGUUGUAUCGCGUCCGUGGGUGCUGUGCAAUUCGAGACUCUUAAUAGUACAUUACGAUACAAGUGCGAAAAAUAGGAAAUUCGAAACGAGUGGCGAUAAAUUAAAACACGACCGAAGGGAGUGUUUUAAAUCGACACGAGUUGCGAAUUACCUAUUCGCACAUGUAUCGUACAACGUUUUACAGUACAUAUGGCCCUUUAAAUGUUCGACACAGUAACGUAAUAUGCUACUUCUCGCACUAGUGCUAUAAAGUAGCCCCAUAUGUACUGUAAAGGUAUAUUUUAGUUUUAUCACAUGAUAAACACAUACUCAGUGAUGAGUACAUACUCAGUGAUACAAUUCAGUGAUCAAGACGGCGGAUCAAUAUCCAUUGUAAAGAAUCAGUGGAUUACGCCAAGGCGUCGGGAGGUAUUUUGGCCACCCGUCAAGGGAUCUAAAGCUUUUGAAAAGGUGUUGGCGGAUACCAAAACACCGGAUGAGAAAUGGAAACGAUACUUCAUCCAAAGAGUUUUUUGUGAGACUGACGAUAUAGAUAAAGCCAAAAGAAAACUGAAACUGGUCAAGGAGACAUCAGACUUACAGACUGAAGCAGAAGAAGAACCAAAUUUUAAGCGGAAAAGAAAUAACAGAUAUAUUUCCACAAGCGAUGAAGAUGACGGUCACAUAACGCCACCACCAAUUAAGAAAAAAAUCUUGAAAAACACAGCUGCUGCUGCUUACUAUAGAGAUACCCGUCAGGCUCAGCCAAACAUUACCCGAGAUUCCCGGGAAGCUCCUUCAACACCAGAAAAAACCCUCUCAUUGCUGAAUGUAGUUGACGGGCUUCCUGUCUUGACAAACAGUGUCCUGCAAGAUUUAACAGAAGACGGCGAGGGGCGGCUCACUCCGGUUUCACGCAUACGUAGUCCUUGGUCGCGAAAAGAACAACCACCGAAUCUCGGCAGCGACGUGCCAGCAACGCCAUCGUGCGGUCAAGGAUUAAAAGGUAGGUAAAGGUACAAGUUGAAACACAACUACGCGUCGCUGAUCUCGACUUCAUGUCGCCGCGUCACUGACUGGUUUCUAUGUAUUUCUAUGAAAUAGCAUUCGAACGCGGCUACACGAAGCCAGCGACAUGAAGUCGAGCUCAGCGACGCGUCGCUGCGACGCGUAUAAUGAUGUAUAUCCAUCAUUGGCGUCAAAAAGGUUAAGACACGCUUGUUGUUCACGGCUGGUAGAACGUUAAUACUUUGCCGCUAUAUUAUUUAUACAUACAUACAUACAUACAUUCGGUAUCUUACCUGCGACCCAUCACUAAUAAAUCAUCAAAAAUAAUUGAAUAAUGAUGAUGAAAUGGAUAUUCCAAUGCAUGUAUUUCCUUUGUUGUUUUUAUUAUAUUUGUUUGACAUUUAGAAUUUAUUCUAGAAACAAUCUAGACUAGUAUUUUUUAUACAUUUUUUUUUGUAUGACUAUAUUUUGUGAAAGUUUUAGUAUUAAAUUUGAUCUAUGAAUUAUAUUCAUUAGUAUUAUAUAUGGAAUAAUAUUUACAACAUCAAUAAAUUGCUCUGAUAAUUAGAUUAAGAUAAUUAUAUGUAAUACUGUCUUACUAUUCAUAAGUGCUUGUUGCUAGGCCUACAUGAAUAAAGUAUAUUUGAAUUGAAUUGAAUUAAUACAUUAUUACAUUAACAUAACUGUCUUUCAGGUUUGCAAGAUACCGUGGUGUCACUAGUGUCACUACUGACCCACAUAAAAGCCCAGAAUGAUAUAAUCAUCUCGAUUUUGCGAGAAAAACAUACAAGAUUGGAUUUAAAACCAGAGUUCAAAUUUCCCAUCAAAACUUCGGAGGAGUUGGAAAUUAUGGAAAAAUUAUUAACGUCACAAGAAAACCAUGCUAACGUGGUAGCCUACUUCAAGAGCCUUGGUGGACAGGGCGUUAAUAAUAAAGUAUCUAGAGUUAUGAAAGUUGCAUUGUCUGACUCUAUGGCAAGCAAGUACAACUUUUACGGUAAAAGAUCAGACAAGAAGCUAUUUGCAGAACUACGUCUCCGGGCGUGUGCAAAACCGCCGUGAUGUAGAAGGAACCCACCAUCAAUUACAAUGUCACUACCAGCAAGCUUGUUGUGGAUCAGACUCUGGUGAAAACAAAAUCGGAUUUUAGAAGAAAUUCAAAGUGGCGGCCGUGUUUACAAUCUUUGACUACGAAUUCAUAUAAGGGUAUCUUUCGGAUCCUCAGAUGUAAUUUGUUAUCGUGACUAGAUCAAAUUUUCCGUCGGACGUACCGUUUUUGAACUACAAGAAAAAAACUUAAAAAUAGCAAAAAAAGUUCCACAACUUCUGGAAUGGAGCAAACUCGGAUUACACAAAUUUAGGAUCAAAUAAAGGUAUUAAGACGAUUUGACUGGCCUCUUAAAAUACUUAAAAAGUACCUUGUUAAUAUGUAGUUUAUAUGUUAUUAUUAAACUACUAGUUCCUUGAUGUA
Messenger RNA from Cydia pomonella (codling moth), 3305 nucleotides. RefSeq lists its product as uncharacterized. NCBI's taxonomy places the organism in Eukaryota, Metazoa, Arthropoda, Insecta, Lepidoptera, Tortricidae. The transcript is spliced from 6 exons. The coding region runs from base 1142 to 1840 and encodes 232 amino acids. The record is from RefSeq and is a predicted model, not a curated record.